AGGAAUCCUACACUUAGCAGCACGGACAUAGUCACUACAAAUCUAAUUCUUGGGUGUUGGCAACGUCUGGAAUAUGGAGUGGCUAUUUGCGGGUUUGGCAGCUGUUUGUGGAGGUUUAAUAAUGCUUUUAUUUAAGAUUGCAACAGCAAUAUGGUGGAAGCCUUUGCGAUUGAAAAAGUUCUUUGAAGCACAAGGAAUCAGGAGACCUCCAUACAGGAUAUUAUAUGGGAAUUCUACAGAUAUAUCCAGAAUGAUCGAUGAGCAGACAGCCAAAUCCAUGCCACUCUCACAUGACAUGGUCCCUCGAGUUUUUCCCCAUUUACAUGAAUGGAGCAGAAUUUAUGGUCAGGAUUUUAUUUUCUGGUUUGGGCAUCAAGCCAGGUUGGUAGUUCCCCAUCCCGAGCUUAUUGAGGAGAUAUUGUCCGCUAAAUUUCACAACUUUACAAAGCUUCCAGGUGAUCCCCUUUCAAGACAGCUAGUUGGACAGGGACUCGUGGGGUUGACAGGUGAAAAAUGGGCUCAGCAUAGGAAAAUCAUCAAUCCUGCUUUCCAUAUGGAUCUCUUGAAGGGUAUGAUUCCGACAAUUGUGAAAAGCAGUGCCGAUAUGUUGGAUGAAUGGAGUAAAUUGGUAUUGUCAGGUGCAUCGGAAAUUGAUGUGCAAAAGGAAUUCAGGGAACUUACAGCAGAUAUUAUUUCCCGCACAGCAUUUGGUAGCAAUUUUACAGAGGGAAAGGAAAUAUUUGAUAUGCAGGCCAAACAGAUGAUUCUUACAGCUGAAUCAUUUAGCACUGUUUAUAUUCCAGGUUUCAGGUUUCUGCCUAAUACAAAGAACAGGCAACGUUGGAAUUUGGAGAAAAAUAUAAGAAGAUGCUUAAAACAAGUUAUAGAUGCUAGGAAAAAGACUGCUGGAAUGGAAAAACCAGGUAGCUAUGGUGCUGAUCUGCUUGGCUUUAUGAUGUCUAAGAGCAAGGAGCAGGCGGGAGUCAAUGCAAAAAGUAAAGCGAGCCUGAGUACAGAGGAAAUCAUUGAUGAAUGUAAGACUUUCUACUUUGGUGGUCAUGAAACCACAUCAGUACCGUUGACAUGGACUAUAAUAUUGUUGGGCAUACGUCAAGAUUGGCAAGAGCGAGGUCACAGAGAGGUGGGAAUGAUCAUAAAUGAGACCUUGAGACUUUAUCCACCUGCAGAUGGUGUAUUGCGACAGGCAUGUGCGCCAACAAAACUUGGGAGAAUCUCAAUUCCUGCAGGUACUCAACUUGAGCUUCCGAUCCUUGCAAUUCACCAUGAUCCUGCUUUGUGGGGAAAUGAUGCCAACGAUUUCAACCCAGGGCGAUUUAGUGAAGGAAUUGCAAAGGCUGCAAAACAUCCAAUGGCAUUCAUGCCCUUUGGUGCAGGCCCAACUAUAUGUGUGGGCCAGAAUUUUGCCUUGUCGGAGGCAAAAAUGGUUUUGGCCAUGAUUCUGCAGAAGUUUUCUUUUGUGACUCCACCUUCUUAUACUCAUGCUCCUUUCCUUUUAUUUACCCUACGACCUCAAUACGGAGCUCAGGUUAUCCUCCUUAAUAGUAUCUAGAAACUCCUCGGUCAUUGAAAUUUUAACUAGCAUUUUAGAUCUACUAUACAUAAUAUUAAUCUAUCACCAGACCUCAAUAGUGCAGACCUUGAAUAGUAUCUCGAAUUAGAAAUGCUGGGAAUAAUCACGUUCUCUCAACAUGUUGUAAUUGCCGCAUGUUUCCUAAGUUUUGGAAAGGAAAAAGAGUGGAAGAAAUCCUAUGGACCUCAUGGAUUAUAAAUCUUAAUGCAAUGGAAUAUAGUAAAUUUGUUUUAUAGACUAAUAAAUUGUUGAUAUCUAAGUUUGUCACUUUCUCAAGAAUGAGUUUUGCUGGUGACAAGUUGUCUUUUGUUAAAAAUUCUGAAACAGAAAUUAAUAAUGAUAUGGAUGUUCUAAA
This is a messenger RNA of Cryptomeria japonica (Japanese cedar), 1946 nucleotides long. RefSeq names its product cytochrome P450 734A1. Gene Ontology annotation, molecular function: iron ion binding; monooxygenase activity; heme binding. The record is from RefSeq and is a predicted model, not a curated record. Bases 74 to 1570 code for a protein of 498 amino acids. NCBI's taxonomy places the organism in Eukaryota, Viridiplantae, Streptophyta, Pinopsida, Cupressales, Cupressaceae. The transcript is spliced from 6 exons.